Messenger RNA from Nothobranchius furzeri (turquoise killifish), 1024 nucleotides. It is a transcript of the gene tusc2a, whose product is annotated as tumor suppressor 2, mitochondrial calcium regulator a. The record is from RefSeq and is a predicted model, not a curated record. Gene Ontology annotation, cellular component: mitochondrion. Lineage: Eukaryota; Metazoa; Chordata; Actinopteri; Cyprinodontiformes; Nothobranchiidae. Gene Ontology annotation, biological process: inflammatory response; regulation of mitochondrial membrane potential.
CCAAGUUUCUGCGAGGUCAGCUGAUCGCUCUUCACCUCGUCAUGAACCAAAACACAGCCUGCUGUAGAGCUAGCUAGGCAGCUGCAGCCACGAGUUAUGACUGCAUAUGUCAGUUUGUCAUUAUGUAACCAGGUUCUGGCCUCAAUAAGAAAUUUUGAGCCUCUGGCAACUGAGCAGAGUGAAAGCUUCAACUGGAGAUUAAUUAUGCCUCAUGUGUAAAAAUGGGAGGAAGCGGAUCCAAAGUCAAAGGCGUCUGGCCUUUCUCAGGCAGCGGAGGCAAUUCUGGACAUGAUGGAAAUGAGCAGUCUGUGGCCCGUCUGAAAAGUGCAGCACCAUUUGUUUUCACAAGGAGGAGUUCCUUGUAUUACGAUGAGGACGGCGACCUGGCCCACGAGUUCUACGAGGAGACAGUGGUGACAAAAAAUGGCAGGAAGAAGUCCAAGCUGAGGAGGAUCCAGAAGAAUCUGAUUCCUCAGGGGAUCGUGAAGCUCGAUCACCCCUGUAUUCAUGUGGAUUUUCCCAUCAUCCUCUGUGAGGUGUGAGGCUGCACAGGACUGAUGGUCUGCAGCCAGAGCAGAGACCCGUUACAGCGGGACCGUGGUCGAGACAGAGCAGAUGGUCCUGGAGAAGAAAAGGAACGCUCAUACCUUUUAAGCUGUAGUCAUGGGGUGCAAUGUUUGCAGCAUCUCACAUUUUGACAUUCACUACAGUAGUGCUGGUACACGUGAUGUUCCCACUAACCAGCUGGUGUGUGAGCAGUCUACAUCACGGAUGUGAAAAGGCUUUAAUGGAUGAUAUCUGUGAGAUGUAGAGUUUUUUUUACAUAUGUGGAUACUAUGUUUGGGUGAAAGAGAGAUUAUAGGAAUACUUGUGUGACAUUUAAUCUACACACGUUCGGUAACGUCAUGUCUGAGUCUGUUGUAGCUACUGGAACUCAGACCUGCACUAGUGAACAUGACAUUCUGUAAAUAACCUCAGAGUUCUUAGUUGGAAAUACUUGAAUAAAUGUUUUACUGAGCAGCGA